AUGGUUUCCAAGCUUCUCACGGCUCUCGCCGUUGCUGGCGUGGCUUCGGCCGCUGGCACCAACGUUGCCAAGUUCAACGCUUACUGGGGUCAGUCUGGUCCUGCCGAGGAGAGUCUCAAGGCUCGCUGCGACGAGGGUGCCGACUACAUCAGCCUGUCGUUCGUCACCUCGUCUCCCGAGAACAACCCUUCAGGUUAUCCUGGCAUCGGCUUUGCUGCUCACUGUUGGGGCACUUCCUUCGAGAAGGACGGCCAACCCACCAACCUGCUCAACCACUGCGGCACCAUCAUUGACGAUCUUCAGUACUGUCGUAGCAAGGGCAUCAAGAUGCUCCUUUCCAUCGGUGGUGUCUGGAACGAAAAGACCUCCGACUACCGCGUCAGCUCCGAGCAGAACGGCCGCGAUUUUGCCGACUUCCUCUGGGGUGCCUUUGGUCCCUACGAUGCUUCCUGGAAGGGCCCUCGUCCCUUUGACAAGAGCCCUACCGAGCACAGCCAGAUCGACGGUUUCGACUUUGACCUCGAGCUUCCUCAGGUUGGCGGCAAGAACUUUGACAACAAGCCCUGGAUCGCCAUGGCCGACCAGUUCCGCACCCUCGACAAGAGCGUCAUCAUCACCGGUGCGCCCCAGUGCCCGACCUCGGACACGUACUUUGCCAUGAAGGAGAUGAUCCAGAAGACCCAGUUCGACGCCCUCUUCAUCCAGUUCUACAACAAUGUCGGCUGCGAUCUGGUCAUCGGCAACGAUCCCUUCAACAGCAAGGACGACUUCAACUACAACGAGUGGGAGGACAUCAUCGCCGCGAGCGACAAGAGCAAGAACGCCAAGCUCUUUGUCGGCAUCCCAGCCGCUGCCUCUGGCGGCUCUCAGGACGGCUACGUGACCCCCGCCCAGCUCGAGCACAUCAUCUGCAAGAUUGCCAAGCGUCCUUCUUUCGGUGGCAUCUCCAUCUGGGACAUGUGGACCGGCCUGAACAACGUCAUCGACGGCAAGUCGUUCAACGAGCACGUCAAGGAGAUUCUCACCAAGUGCGGUGACCACACCACCACCACCACUACCACGACGACCACGACCUCUACGACCUCGAGCACUACGAGCACCACGACGACUACGACUACCAGCUCUUCCAGCAGCACCACCACCACAUCGUCCAGCUCUAGCACUCCCACCUCGACCAGCACCUCGACCUCGUCGCCGACCUCGACCUCGUCUUCCACCACCUCGACCAGCACCGGCCUGCCCACCUCGACCUCUAGCAGCUCCUCUGUGAGCUCCAGCUCCAGCUCCAGCUCCAGCUCCAGCUCCAGCUCCAGCUCCACCGACAGCUCGUCCUCCAGCUCGACUGUCCCUACCGGCUCCAGCACCUCGUCCGUGAGCUCCAGCUCCUCUACUGUCCCUACUGGCAGCUCCAGCUCCAGCUCUUCCGUUGUCCCUACCGGCAGCUCCAGCAGCUCCAGCUCUUCUGUCCCUACUGGCAGCUCCAGCUCCAGCUCUUCCGUUGUCCCUACCGGCAGCUCCAGCAGCUCCAGCUCUUCUGCUGUCCCUACCGGCAGCUCCAGCAGCUCCAGCUCCUCGGUCCCUACAGGCAGCUCCAGCUCCAGCUCCUCUGCUGUCCCUACCGGCAGCUCCAGCAGCUCCAGCUCUUCUGUCCCUACCUCGACCGGCACCGGUGUUCCCACCUCGGUCUCCAGCUCCAGCGUUAUCCUUACCACCGGCCCUGCCACCACCCUUCCUCCGGUUACCUCGGCCCCUUGGAGCAACACCACCACCACCUCCCAGGAGAUGACCACCAGCACCGUCUUCACGACCACCACCCGCACCAUCACCUCGUGCGCCCCCACCGUGACCAACUGCCCUGCCCGCGUUGUCACCGAGACGAUCGCCCUGUACACGACCGUUUGCCCCGUCACCGAGACCCACCAGCCGCCCAAGCCGACUGCCACCCCCAGCCAGCCCACUGGCGAGGAGAUGACCACCAGCACCGUCUACACCACCAAGACGUACACCAUCAGCAAGUGCCCUCCCAGCGUCACCAACUGCCCCAUCGGCCAUGUGACGACUGAGACCAUUUCGGUGUCGACGACUGUCUGCCCGGUCACCAAGACCAACGACGUUCCCCAGCCUACCCAACCCGCUGGCAAGCCUCCCGGUGGCCAGCAGCCUUCCGGCUCGCAGCCCUCCGGCAGCCAGCCCGGUGGCGGCAAGCCCUCCGAGACCAUGACCACCAGCACCCUGCACAGCACCAUGACCGUCGUCAAGACGCUGUCUGUCACUGGCCCCAAGACCACCCUCACCGUGAUCCCGCAGCCCGCUACCAGCAGCGUCAAGUGCCCCGGCGGUCCCAACUGCCCUGCUCCCACCGGUGAGCACAACAAGUGCCCUGGCGGCGCCAACUGCCCUGCGCCCAGCGUCAGCGGCACCGGUGCCCCCUCGGCUCCUGUUGUCAAGCCCACCACUCCCGUCGUCACGGCUGGUGCUUCCUCUGUCGCCGCUGGUCUGGUUGCUCUCGUGGCUGCCCAGAUCUUCCUUCUGUAA
Molecule: messenger RNA, 2535 nt
Organism: Akanthomyces muscarius
Lineage: Eukaryota; Fungi; Ascomycota; Sordariomycetes; Hypocreales; Cordycipitaceae
Exons: 2
Coding region: 1-2535 (844 amino acids)
Biological process (GO): carbohydrate metabolic process
Cellular component (GO): extracellular region
Molecular function (GO): chitinase activity
Source: RefSeq, a predicted model, not a curated record